Molecule: messenger RNA, 2060 nt
Organism: Astyanax mexicanus (Mexican tetra)
Lineage: Eukaryota; Metazoa; Chordata; Actinopteri; Characiformes; Acestrorhamphidae
Gene: kcnk1a
Product: potassium channel, subfamily K, member 1a
Exons: 3
Coding region: 379-1383 (334 amino acids)
Biological process (GO): stabilization of membrane potential; potassium ion transmembrane transport
Cellular component (GO): membrane
Molecular function (GO): potassium ion leak channel activity
Source: RefSeq, a predicted model, not a curated record
UAUUAUUGUAGCAUUGAUAAAAUCUAGCCCAGCGCCAGGGGGUGUAUGCGGUUCUCUUCAGUGUGAAAGUGUUGGAGUUACUGCUACUAUAGCUUUACAGUAAACAAUGGAGCUGCUGUAGCAGAGUAUGGGCACGCCCUGCCCCGUCCUGUCCUCGCGCUCUGACACACAUGCACUUUUACGCACCUGAACCUGGAAGAGAGGAGGGUGGGGGAGUGAGGUGAGGCGCGUGACGUCACUCCAUAUCACCUCAGCUGUGGUGGAAGCAGAGAAGAGAGAGAGAGGAGAGGCUGGCUGUGCUGAGUUGGUGUAUAAGGAGGUAUAUCAGUGUUUAUUAUCAGGUGUAUUGAGAGCUGUGUGGCUGACAGGUGUCUGAAGAUGCUCCAGUGUCUGUCCGCAGCCUGGUGUAUGCGUGUGAUAGAGGGGAACAGGUCUACGUGGUAUUUCGUGCUGCUGGUGCUGGUGUAUGUGCUGUACCUGGUCUUCGGGGCUGUGGUCUUCUCCCUGGUGGAAUCUCCGUAUGAGGACCUGCUGCGAGAGGAGCUGGGGACUCUGAAGCAGCAGUUUCUCCAGGAUAAUGAUUGUCUCUCUGAGGAGAGGCUGGAGCAGUUUCUGGCUAAAGCUCUGGAGGCGAGCAACUAUGGAGUGUCAGUACUGAACGACACCUCCACCAACUACAACUGGGAUUUCACCUCUGCCCUGUUCUUCGCCAGUACCGUCCUCUCCACGACAGGUUAUGGCCACACAGUGCCUCUUUCAGACGAGGGCAAGGCCUUCUGUAUCCUGUACUCUGUGGUUGGAAUCCCGUUCACGCUCCUGUUCCUGACGGCGGUGGUGCAGAGGAUCAUGGUGUUUAGUACUCGCCGGCCUGUAGCUUAUGUUCAGCGCCGCUGGGCUCUGUCUAAGCCUCUGGUGUCUGGUGUACAUGCAGGGUUGAUGGCUCUGAUCGUGGUCUCCUGCUUCUUCCUCAUCCCUGCUAUAAUAUUCUCUGUUAUGGAGGAGGAAUGGAACUUCCUAGAGUCUUUCUACUUUUGCUUCAUUUCGCUUAGUACCAUAGGCCUGGGUGACUAUGUACCAGGAGAGGGCUACAACCAGAAGUUCAGGCAGCUCUAUAAAGUGGGGAUUACUGUCUACCUGCUACUGGGCCUAAUUGCCAUGCUGGUUGUAUUGGAGACAUUCUGUGAGCUUCAGCAGUUGAAGAAACUGAGGAAGAUGUUCUAUCUGAAGAAGGAGAUUACUGAAGACCAGCUUAAUAUUGUGGACCAUGAUCACUUCUCCUUUGCUUCUGUUUCUGAUCCAGUAGCAUCAGUCAGAGACUACAGGACAGAUCUCAUCAAUGACAGUUCCCCUAUAGCAGCCACUGACGGCUCUGUGAUCAGAUGAGAUUCCUGUACAACACAUAUACAUAGAUUUUAACUUCCAGUAACCAGUUGCUUCCAAUCAGUAUAGGUAUGCAAAUACAGGUAAAUCUAAACCAGUGUUCUUAAAUCAAUGUAAAACAAUAAUGUAAAGAUAAGUUAGAUAGUUGUAGCUUAAAGCAGAGCCUGGAUAUAAAGUCAAACAUCUAAAAAUGUUAUAUUCAUAGCUUUAAAAUAGAUAGGAGUUGUAACUAAUUUAUUUAAUGGGCGGAAAGGAAUUUACCACAGACAUUUAAGUGUAAGUCUUUGCACAAACAUGAUUCUGAGCAUCACUCUGAAUUCUCUCUUUACCAGUUAAAGUGGUCUUACACUCAGAUGCUUUUGGGAAGCUGGCCCCAGGAUGGUUCUGGGGUUUGUAAAGACUCUUUAGUAUUUUUUUUCCUUUAAUGGAAUGGAUGUAAAAGGGAUAUAAAUUGUAAAAUGUGCCGAGGUCAAAGCAUUGACUGUACCUGAUCAUUCCAAGAAUGAGACUCAAGUGUCAAACUGUUACUCUUUUCUGUAUUUCUGUAAAUAUUGCAAACUCGCUGUGCCAUGUUUACAUGAACUGUAAUGGAGCUUUAAAUAUGUAUAUGUUUUUGUCUGUAAGUUAAAUUAUUGUAUAUUUUCUGAUUUUUGAAAGAAGUAAAGAGAAGUUAUUGCUGA